Delphinapterus leucas (beluga whale) is the source of this 5129-nucleotide messenger RNA. It is a transcript of the gene CHM, whose product is annotated as CHM Rab escort protein. Gene Ontology annotation, biological process: intracellular protein transport; small GTPase-mediated signal transduction; protein geranylgeranylation. NCBI's taxonomy places the organism in Eukaryota, Metazoa, Chordata, Mammalia, Artiodactyla, Monodontidae. Gene Ontology annotation, cellular component: nucleus; cytoplasm; Rab-protein geranylgeranyltransferase complex. The record is from RefSeq and is a predicted model, not a curated record. Gene Ontology annotation, molecular function: GDP-dissociation inhibitor activity.
CACAUGACACGUUUCCUGUCAAGAUGGCGGAUAAUCUACCUUCGGAGUUUGAUGUGGUCGUAAUAGGGACGGGUUUGCCUGAAUCCAUCAUUGCGGCUGCAUGUUCAAGAAGUGGCCAGAGGGUUCUGCAUGUUGAUUCAAGAAGCUACUAUGGAGGAAACUGGGCCAGUUUUAGCUUUUCAGGACUGUUGUCCUGGCUAAAGGAACACCAGGAAAACAGUGAUAUUGUAAAUGAAUGCCCAGUGUGGCAAGAGAAGAUCCUUGAAAAUGAAGAAGCUAUUGCUCUUAGCAGGAAGGACAAAACCAUUCAACAUGUGGAAGUGUUUUGUUAUGCCAGUCAGGAUUUGCAUGAAGAUGUCGAAGAAGCUGGUGCACUGCAGAAAAAUCACGCUUCUGUGACAUCUGCAAACUCCACAGAAGCUGCAGAUUCUGCCUGCCUGCCUACAGAAGAUCAGUCAUUAAGUACUGCAAGCUGUGAAAUACCCACAGAACACACUCCAAGCAGUGAUCCAGAGAGUGCCCUAGAAGUAAAUGAUUUUGAAGCGACAGGGGAGAAAGAAAACCAUUGUGAUGAUAAAUCUUCUGUGCCCUCAACUUCAGAAAAGGAAACAAGUGAAAAUGUGCCUAUGGCCGAAGAAACUGCAGAGCAACCAAAGAAAAAUAGGAUUACUUACUCGCAAAUUAUUAAAGAAGGCAGGAGAUUUAAUAUUGAUUUGGUGUCAAAGCUGUUGUAUUCUCGAGGAUUGCUAAUUGAUCUUCUAAUCAAAUCUAAUGUUAGUCGAUAUGCAGAGUUCAAAAAUAUUACCAGGAUUCUUGCAUUUCGAGAAGGAAGAGUGGAACAGGUUCCUUGCUCCAGAGCAGAUGUCUUUAAUAGCAAACAACUUACUAUGGUAGAAAAGCGAAUGCUAAUGAAGUUUCUCACAUUUUGUAUGGAGUAUGAGGAACAUCCUGAUGAAUAUAAAGCCUAUGAGGAAUUUACAUUUUCUGAAUAUUUAAAAACUCAGAAAUUGACCCCCAACCUCCAAUAUUUUGUCCUACAUUCAAUUGCAAUGACAUCAGAGACAGCCAGCAGUACUAUAGAUGGUCUCAGAGCUACCAAAAACUUUCUUCACUGUCUUGGGCGGUAUGGCAACACUCCAUUUUUGUUUCCUUUAUAUGGCCAAGGAGAACUCCCUCAGUGUUUCUGCAGGAUGUGUGCAGUGUUUGGUGGAAUCUAUUGUCUUCGCCAUUUGGUACAGUGCCUUGUCGUGGACAAAGAAUCUGGAAAAUGUAAAGCAAUCAUAGAUCAGUUUGGUCAGAGAAUAAUCUCUAAGCAUUUCCUUGUGGAAGACAGUUACUUUUCUGAGAACACAUGCUCGCAUGUGCAAUACAGGCAGAUCUCCAGGGCAGUCUUGAUUACGGAUAGGUCUGUACUAAAAACAGAUUCAGAUCAACAGAUUUCCAUUUUGACAGUGCCAGCAGAAGAACCAGGAGCUUUUGCUGUUCGGGUCAUUGAGUUAUGUUCCUCAACAAUGACAUGCAUGAAAGGCACAUAUUUGGUUCAUUUGACUUGUACGUCUUCUAAAACAGCAAGAGAAGAUUUAGAACCAGUUGUGCAGAAAUUGUUUACUCCAUAUACCGAAAAGGAGAUAGAAAAUGAAGAAGUUGAAAAGCCAAGACUUCUGUGGGCUCUUUACUUCAAUAUGAGAGAUUCUUCAGACGUCAGCAGGAACUCUUACAAUGAUUUACCAUCCAACGUUUAUGUCUGCUCUGGCCCAGACUGUGCUUUAGGAAAUGAUAAUGCAGUCAAACAGGCUGAAGCACUUUUCCAACAAAUCUGCCCCAACGAAGACUUCUGUCCACCCCCACCAAAUCCUGAAGACAUUAUCCUUGAUGGAGACAGUUUACAACCAGAGGCUUCAGAAUCCAGUGCUAUACCAGAGGCCAACUCAGAGACUCCCAGGGAAAGCACAAAUCUGAGAAAUUCAGAGGAGCCCUCUGAAUAACGAGUAUACACCAAACUGAAUAGCACAUUUUGGAAAAUCCUCCUAGCCUCAGAGUCCUCUUGAUGGAAGAAAGGUUUGAAAAAUGUUACAAAGCAGCAGCCAGUUGACAUGCAGAAUUACCAAGAGAAACAGAUGAUUGAAAUCCAAAAGGGAAUUUUCCUUAAAAAGUACAUUCCAAGACCACAAAACACUUGUAAAGCACAUUGACUUGCCUGCUUUAAGAUACCAAACCUGUGGAAUUAGCAGAUAAAAAUUAUAAAUGGAUUGAUUCCCAGAAAUAUAGCUAUGUUUAUGAAAGUGAUCCUAUGCAUUGUUAAUAAUUCUAUGGUAUUAAGACAGCUUUUGCUUGCCACUUUGGAUCUUUGUUUGAAAACCACAUCUUCAAAAUCUGCUUACAUAUUUCCUUUGAUUAUUUGAGUUUUAUUUUCUUUAUGGGUAUGAGCAUCGUGACACAAAUGAUAAAAGCAUACGUAAAUAUAGCUGAUAAAAACUAAAGUGUCAUGAUCCAGGCAGGAGCCUAUGCUUGAAAUAGAGGUUUGUUUUGUUUUCUAUCUUGAGUAUUGAAAAUGCUAAUAUUAAAGUAGACACUUUUAUAAACAAGUCAUGAGUUCAUUACUCAGUGCUUUUUUCUUUUAAAUGUUAGUAGUGAUAUUUGUAUGUGAAUCCUGAACAUACUAGGAAGGCUCAAUACUGAAGAAGUGGAAAGAUUUGAAUAGGCUCAUUGGUAUUUGGAAAUUCUGUCUAGUCGAGUGUCUGGAGCACUAGCCUAAUUGUCUGUGGACCUAAUUUAGUCCUAGCUAUGCCACCGAUGAUAUUAAGCAAAUUGUUUAACUUCUGGGCCUCAGUUUCUCCAUAUGUCUACUGUAUGAGAAUGAUAUUGAAGAUAAAUGCAGUGCCAUCCUUAGAAUGUUUUUUCUGGAAUAAAAGUUGUUUCAGAAUUUUCUCAUUGUCUUGGGGGUGAAUAUCAAAGAUCUCAUGCAGCAAAUAACUGUUUGCUGUCACCUCCCCCAACACAAUAGAUCACAGUGUUCUUAUUGCAUUAAGCUUUUAAAAUAAAAAUCUAUUUCCUUAAUUAGUAUUUUAUAGUCUAAUAGAAAAGUAAACAUAGUAACGUGAAAUUGUGGUUUUGAAUCUUAAUAAGGAAAACAGUCUAUAAACUCUUCAUAUUCCUCUUCUAGUAGGUAAACCUGAAACAACCAAGGACUCUAAAUAGAAUAUGACAAUUGGUAAACCCUAAUAUGCACUUAACAUAAAAAUACAAGGGCUGUACAUAGGCAGCAAAUCUAGUUACAGUGACAGUGCCUAUAUUAAAAUCUUUCCAAAUGCCAAGCUCUAAUGGUUUACCUUUUUUGAGCAAUAGUUUGGACCCAACAACUUAUUUCAAUAAAUAAAUACAUUAAAAGUGCGUUGUCAUGCAGUCUGGCCUAUCUUGCUGAUCAGAGAGCCAUGGCUACAGUAGAAAGCACAUAGUUCUUACAUACUUCAGCUGCAGCAGGGCUCUGACCUCUCCAGAUUUCAGAGAAGAUCUUAAAGGAAACCAGCUCUGUCAGGUCACAGACUCACGAGAAAUGGAAAAAAUCAGGAAUGUAGCUCUUGCCUCACCUUUUAAACCCCCUGCGGAUAUAGCUGAAUCCAGUAGAAAAUCUUCCCAGCCUCUCAGGCUACUCCUAAUCCUUCUCCCCAUUGUAUAGCCUCUCUCCUAUCUCUUUAAUCCCCUCUAUCCCUUUCUUCCCCUUUUAUAAUGUUAUACAAAUCAGGGACAAUAGAAUCACAUUAUAACCUACUUUGUUAUAUGGAUUCAGAUCCAUCUUAAAUCAUAUAUCCUGAAACCCAACCACGGCAUGCGCUAAAUGCACAAUACAUACCUAUAAGCACCGGGUAUUGGCUCUGCCCCGCAGUAUGAGCAAUAUAAAAGCUUCCACUGUAUGAGAGUAUUGAGUCUGAAUACAAUUGCAGUAAACUGCACCAAUUAAGAUAUUGUACUUUGUUAUAGUCUUAGAGUUAAGGCCUCUUGAUGCAGCAUGCACACUUAUGUAAACAGCCAAUCAGGGCACACCCAGAAUGACUAGAAAAAUACUGAUAGCUUUACUACAGCUCUCUAAAACAAUGAAGGAGAUAUUCUGUGGUCUCAUGGCCCAGUCCAUACUGUACCCUAUUUCAUCCAUUAGCCAGCAUCGGAAUUUCUCUUCCAGGUUAUUUAUUAAAUACUGUUGAAAUGUUUAAAAGCUCCUGAAUAUGAUUAGUGAUGAUUAAGAUAAUACACAACUGUUAAAAACCUUGUGUUAGAGAACUUUAGAUAUUUCCUGUUGCCUCAGAAUGUAAUAGAAAUUAUUCUAAGAGCAUUCUUUUCAGCUAUCUUAAUUACUGCAAAUACUUGUUUUCAUAGCUUUAAAGGAAAACCUUUUAGUUUUGUUGUAAAACCAUAAGCCUGAAGUCAUAUGAAUAAAAUAUAAAUGCUGUAUGUGAUGCAGAAAUUUCAGUAGCUAAUUUUAAAUUUUGAAAAUAGCUAUUAUCAAAGAAUUUUUAUUCAUGUGUUUAAAAUGUUUAUGUUAUGCAUGCUUCUUAUUAACCAAAAAUGAUAAUACCAUUCAGUUUAGUGAUCAACAUGAAAACUGGUUACUAACCCUAUGUUGCUACUGUAUUUUUGUCUAGUUGGUAUGCCUGCCCAGAAAAAGAUAGAUAUAUAUGAUAUGUAUAUUAUAAACAUAUAUUUUUCUAUAGGAAAACUGAGUUAUAAUUUCCCCAUCUUCUAUGAUAUCUAGCUGCUCAUAGGAAAAUAGUCAUGUUAAUGGUUAACUUUUGGAAUAGUAAUUUCUGAGAUGGGCAGCCCUUUGUGUAAAAUAAUGGCCACACUAAUGAUUAACUUCUGUCAAAGCUGUAGUUCUGGAGAAGGCAGCCCUUUGUCUAAAGUGCUAAAAACCUUGAAAAAAGUUUGUUGAAAUUUGAUUGCUAAAUAGUAGUGAUCCUUCAAAGCAGUUUUCUUACAAAUAAGUUAUUUACUGCUAUUGGUAUUGGAUAAUUUCUCUCUCAACUCUUGAUUGAUUUUUCUUAUAUGCAUUUCCAAAAGCAUGAAUAUAUGAUUAUUCAUAAUUUGCACACUGUAACAGUAAGUUUUCAGAGGAAAUAAAGUCUGUUUUUAAUGCC